AUGUCGCACCAGCGCAUCCACGACCAAUAUGAGAUUAGUUUAGCGUGCGGAAUUGUAACCGAAUCGUUUGGCAAAGAUCCUGGAAAGAUCUGUCGGGCGAUGCUAUACCACGGGUCACGCACUCUGAGGGAGACGGUUCAGGAAACAGGAUUAUCACCGAGUCGUAGUCAGCGUGCUCUCCUUAUCCUCGCCCAGCACAAUGUCGUUCUUGUAAUACCAGAGUCAAGAGAUGAAGACGAAUGUCAAUAUUAUACAAAACUUGGAGUGAUCUUGGAGCGGUUGAGAUAUCCCCAAUAUCUCCUAUUUGCUCAGGAGCAUUAUCGCGGAUCUCAUAACCUACUGAUCGAAUGUUUACUCGAGAACGGAAGACUUGAUGAGCAUCAACUCAUGGCAGGUAUCGCAUCUAAAACAGAAUCUGACCGAAUCGGCUUGAAGAGGGCUAUCGUGUCAUCCAGCCGCCAAGCCCUUGCACAACUUGCUGAAGAUCAACUGAUCAUUUCCGUUCCACUUUUCAUUGAGAGCAACGGGACAUCUCGGAGCAACUUUGUCACUCGCGGGCAAACGUCUGUAUCUCAAAACUCUGUCCCAUCUCAAACAGUAAAGAAAAUAGAUGACGCGGGCAGAAAGACUGAGGAUGAUAUCAAAGAAGGAAAGCAAAACAAUUUAUGGCUCAUCAAUUGCGAUGAAUUCACUUUUCGGCUUCGCCGGGAUGCCUGCGCUGCAGUUUUCCGAGAGAAGGUUGGGGAACCUGCAAGACAUCUCCUACUAGAAGAAGUUGAAUUCAACAACGAAGCGUUUUUGUUGAGUAAUAAGAUAGACACUCCGCGGAAAAGUGUCCACGGUUCUUCAUUUCGUGAUUACUCUGGUUUGGUGCAGACGCUGCCAAACCUGAAAUACAGCACAUGCCAAUCGUGUAUCAACAAUAAUGAAGCACAUUUUCACAACAUCAAAUUGAAACAUGUCAUGAGUCUCGUCCGCUCAAAAGAGAUCGAAGCGGUGGUGCGUGAGCGCUUCGGAGGUCCGGCUUGUCGAAUAUUUAGACUUUUGCUCAUGAAGCGAAAUUUGGAGCAAAAACAGAUAGCUGAGAUGGCGAUGAUACCCGUGAAGGACACGCGUGAAUUACUUUAUAAGCUUCUUAAAGCCAAGUAUGUUCAAAUACAGGAAGUUGCUCGCACAUCAGAUCAUGCACCGUCCCGGACAUUUUAUCUUUGGCGUGUUGAUCUUCCAUAUGUCGAAGAACAAGUCGGGCGCGAGAUACACCAUGCAACCUUUAAUGUAAGGGCACGCUUAAUGUUUGAGAUGUCUCGAGAACAGGAGACUUUGCUUCUUCUUGGAAAAGCACAGCACACGAAUGAUUUCCCGUUAACAAUGAAACAGCGCGAUAGCCUCAUACGCAUGAAAACCGUGGCAGCGAGGCUUGAAUGUUCGAUGAUGCGCUUAAAUGAACUGGGACUAUUUUUCAACACACGUGCUGAUGAAUAA
Messenger RNA from Micromonas commoda, 1482 nucleotides. RefSeq lists its product with no specific name. Gene Ontology annotation, molecular function: single-stranded DNA binding. The record is from RefSeq and is a predicted model, not a curated record. The transcript has 19 exons. Lineage: Eukaryota; Viridiplantae; Chlorophyta; Mamiellophyceae; Mamiellales; Mamiellaceae. The coding region runs from base 1 to 1482 and encodes 493 amino acids. Gene Ontology annotation, cellular component: RNA polymerase III complex.